Messenger RNA from Ostrea edulis (European flat oyster), 2316 nucleotides. RefSeq names its product WW domain-binding protein 11-like. Gene Ontology annotation, cellular component: spliceosomal complex. The transcript is spliced from 15 exons. Lineage: Eukaryota; Metazoa; Mollusca; Bivalvia; Ostreida; Ostreidae. The record is from RefSeq and is a predicted model, not a curated record. The coding region runs from base 187 to 1890 and encodes 567 amino acids. Gene Ontology annotation, biological process: mRNA cis splicing, via spliceosome.
AACAUUGCAAUAGACUCAUUUACGGCAGUGUGCAAACCGAAUUUACACUCUCUUUUCUAGCAAAGAUUAGAGCAAAUUUUACAAGAAUGCGGCAGAUUUAAAGGCUUGAUUUGUUCUAUAUCUGUACUUUGUGCUAAUAAUAUUCAUAUAUCAUAACUUUGAUAGAGACAGCACUGAAAAUUAAAGAUGGGUCGAAGAUCAAUCAACACCACAAAAAGUGGGAAAUUCAUGAACCCCACGGACCAAGCCAGAAAAGAAGCAAGAAAAAAGGAGUUGAAAAAGAAUAAGAAACAGCGAAUGAUGGUUAGAACAGCAGUGCUAAAGGGAAAGGACCCUCUAAAGUUACUGCAAGAAAUGGAAGUCAUAGAUCUGAUGGAAUUCAACCCUCUUGAUGCUCCAAAACUGAGUGAAAAGGUCUUAAAAGACAAGAGAAAGAAACUCAAAGAAACAUUUCAACGAGUUUUAAAGCUUUAUGAAAAGGAAAAUCCAGAUUUGGCAAAAGAUCUACAGAAGCAAGAGGUGGAAUAUGACAGAAAGAGAGAAAAACUUCAAGUGUAUUACGAACAAGUAAAAAAUGCAGAAAGGGUGAAAUUAGACCAGAUUCCUUUACCAGCUUUACCACAACAGGACACAACUACAUCAAUGAUACCUCUACCCAGUGACAUACCGUUGCCUAUAAGCCAAGAUAAACCACAUGGCAUAUUGAAGAAAUCUACCUUUGAGAAAAGUUUAUCAAAUUUUGACUUGGAAGCAGCGAGGCGACACCCACCUCCGGGUCCUCCCCCUGGACCUCCUCCUGCUCUUAGUGACAGUGAAGAUGAAGAGGAAUAUGACCCUGCCAAAGAUAUUGAGGAAAACAUUGGUACAGUUGAUGUAGAUGUGGAACAUCCACAUGAUGUCAUAGAUGAUCCCAUGGAAACAGACCAUUCAGCAGUGAGUAGCAAACAGAAGAAAAUUAGAUUUAUAGACGAUGACUCCAGAAAUCCAGAUGAAGAUGAAAAGGACACAAGGCUGAAGUAUGGUCGACCAAAAGCAGCUGGGGUUACUCCACUUCAGGCAAAAAUGUUGAAGUUGGCAGGGCAACAAGCUCCAGCCAAAGACAAAAAGGAGAAGAAAGUGGAGAGUGAUAACUCCGAUUCAGAGGAUGAGAAGACAGAAAAAUCACAAGACACGUCAUCACAUCUGACCGAGAGCUCAACUGUAGAAGGCACAGAAACACAGCAGGCAGGGAGAUUGGUUCCUCCAGGACCCCCACCUGGUGCCCCGCCAGGCAUUCCCCCUGCUGUACCCCCAGGACCUCCUCCCGGUGUACCUCCAAUGAUGUUCAGACCUCCCCCACUAAGAGGUGGUCCCCCAGGGGCUCCACCCAGAAUGUUACCCCCAGGCCCCCCUCCUGGACGACCUCAAGGAUUACCUCCUGGACCCCCACCAGGUUUACCUCCCAAUUUACAGAGAAUGCCUCCUGCUCCUCCAGGUGUACCCCCUCCCAGGAUCAUGCGACCUCCAUCUGGUCCCCCCGGUGUGUUACCCCCAGGACUCCCUCCCCCUCCAGGGGUGGGGCCUAAUCCUAAUGUCCUCAGUGCUCCUCCCAGCAUCAUGAAACCACCUCGUAAAUCAGGGGAGGAGGAGAAGAAAAACCUGGCCACCAUCGAGGCUAAACCACAAAUCAAGAACUUGAUGGGUGAUGUCACAAGAUUCAUGCCCACAGCCCUGAAAAUUAAGAGAGAAGGCAAGGAUGCCAAGGGCAGGAUAAAGUUUCACACAAAAGAAGAGGAGCGGCGGCCAUUAAGUAUGUCACAAGUGGCAGCACCAUCUGUGACAACAGCUCCGACAAAAACGAAGGACGAUGCCUAUGAUCAGUUCAUGAAGGAAAUGUCAGACUUAUUAUGACACUAUCAAGCAGACUACUUGAUCUUUUCUAGUAUGUCAAGAAGAAGUUCCCUCCCCUGACUGUGUUGGUGGUUUCAUCCAAACAGUAGUUAUGGCUGAUUCACAGUGUGUUGGAGUUCGGAUUUGUGACUUAAACAAGGGGACGAGACAGAUUUCCAAAGUGUCAUGGUUCAUAACAUAGUCGAUUGAUUUUGAAAUACAUAAUAUGUACAUGUAAAGAUAAGCAUUGUGAUGGACUAGUUUAUGAUUGCUAUUGAUAAAUGCAUGUUUACAGCUCAAAAUUCAUGUGUAAAUGCUUCCACCAGAAGUAUAAAGUAAAUGAAUUUGAAGAGUGAAGACUAUAUAUACAUGUAUGUAGUGCAGAAUAAGAUUUCUGUUAUGUCAUGAAAAGGUUUCAAUCAUUUAAUUAAAAAUGUCCAAUCGUUA